UUGUCUCUUUCGAUCUUCACACACAAACUUUCAAAGUCAUCUCUAAAGUUCCCUUUGCCCAUAGUAUCAUAGUGCCCAAGUCACAUGAAUGUUCUAAGAAAACACAUGGGUUUUUUGUACAACUAGUUACCACAAAGAACAAAAGAACAAAAAUCGUAUUGCAAAACACAGGUUGUGUGUGUUUCUCCAAUUAGUUAAAUAUUUUCUGCAUGUUGUUGUGUGUAACUUGACAGGUUGUAUAAAAUCAAUUAUUCCAUCAUAAUCUUAAUUAAUUAUCCAUCAAAGGAACAACAAUUAUUUCAUCGAAUUAGUUUUAUUAGGUUGCCACUGUCAAUUUGUAAUUAAAAACACAUAAACCAAUCUCAAUCUUCACCUAUAAAAACUCUUAAGACAAUCUUUACAUUCUUCACACAACAUCCACAUCUCAAGCUUUACAUAACCUUUAAGGCUAAGUCUUAUAACUUAUUCCUCUAUGGCUUAUUCUAAGGUUGCUCUUCUCCUCCUCUUCAAUGUCAUCUUCUUCACUUUAGUCAGCUCGACUUCCGUCCCUUGUCCACCACCACCGUCCAAGAGCCACCACAAGAAGCCCACACCGUCGUCUCCUUACCACAAAGCCACUUGUAAAGACGCUCUUAAACUCAAGGUAUGUGCUAAUGUGUUGGAUUUGGUGAAGGUUUCUCUACCACCAACGUCCAAAUGUUGCGCUCUCAUCAAUGGUCUUGCUGAUCUUGAAGCUGCCGUCUGUCUUUGCACCGCUUUGAAAGCCAAUCUCCUCGGCAUCAACCUUAAUGUUCCCAUUUCGUUGAGUCUUGUCCUAAACAAUUGUGGCAAGAAGGUUCCAUCUGGUUUCCAAUGUGCCUAGAGAUUACACAUUUCAAGAUUGAGUUUCUUAAUAAUAACUUCAUUUGUUUCUUGUUUUAAAUGUCCUCUUUUUGAUUUUAUCAUUAACGAUCGUUUUAAUUUGUUACACGCAUGGUUUAUCAAUGGAAUAAGAUGUUUUCGUUCAAAAA
This is a messenger RNA of Capsella rubella, 1010 nucleotides long. Its product is annotated as 14 kDa proline-rich protein DC2.15. The record is from RefSeq and is a predicted model, not a curated record. Bases 473 to 862 code for a protein of 129 amino acids. The transcript has a single exon. NCBI's taxonomy places the organism in Eukaryota, Viridiplantae, Streptophyta, Magnoliopsida, Brassicales, Brassicaceae.